CGACUGGUCACACUCACACGUACAUACGGCGGAGCGGUACGCCGCCGGCAUGCCUUUAUGGGCUUUCUUCUCCUUCUCCUGGUGUUUCGUAGCGGAGGACCGGAAGCACCAUCACGGCAUGGCCACCAUCCGCGUGCCAGCAAAAGAGUGCUUCGAGUCGUCCGGCGGAGCGGCAAAAGUCUUAUCAUCAUCUACGCGUCGUAUCUGCAGCAGGAGGGCAGCAGACUCAGCACACACAAGGCCCUACGACGGUAUGUAUGUACACAUGUACGAGGGCUUGUAAACCAAUUGACUCACUGCGACUACCUACUCGGAGUAGUAGUUAGCUCGACGAUCUUUCCACUGAACACUAACUAUUACGGUAGACUGGUCACUGCGGGCGUGGCUUCGAACCCUCGUGUGAUUCUACCCUGAAAUGCCCUUCCUCGAUGGCCCGAAAUAAUUUGCAUUGACAGAGUCCAGACAGGUAAGGCUUACGACGCGGCCUCUCGAAGCAGUUUUUUUUACUGGUGGAGACUCGUCAGUGGUCAGUUCGGGUGUUGGAGCGCAAGCAAGGCUAGCUCUAUCUCACCACGGCCAUCAGGAUUAAAUCCGAAGCCUCGAGCGAGCCGAAAAGGCUAUAUGUGCUUUUUU
Messenger RNA from Tricharina praecox, 633 nucleotides. RefSeq lists its product as uncharacterized. The record is from RefSeq and is a predicted model, not a curated record. Bases 58 to 414 code for a protein of 118 amino acids. Lineage: Eukaryota; Fungi; Ascomycota; Pezizomycetes; Pezizales; Pyronemataceae. The transcript has a single exon.